GCUUAGUCGAAAUUGGAGGGAAAAUCCCCAAAACAAUAUUUCAUCCCUUCUUAAAAUUCUCCAUCGAUCUUCUCCGAUCUUUUUCCAACUUCCGUCUCUCUCUCUCUCUCCGAAUUCUCGAUUCGUGAGCUUCUCUUCACUUUCGAAAAAUGUUCUCCAACAGUCAAUUCGAGCCGAACGCCGCUUUCUCCGGCGGCGGAUUCAUGUCUUCUCAGCCUUCUCAGGCCUAUGAAAGCUCCUCCUCCACUGCUAGGAAUCGUGACUUUCAGGGUCUCGUCCCAGUGACGGUGAAGCAAAUAACCGAGUCUUCUCACUCCGGUGGUGAAAAAUCUGGGGUUGUCAUCAAUGGGAUUGAAGUAACAAACGUCUCACUGGUUGGGAUAGUGUGUGACAAAGAUCUCUCAAAGGUCACUGAAGUAAGAUUCACACUUGAUGAUGGAACAGGACGAAUCGAUUGUAAAAGAUGACCUAUAAUGGACUUCAAUGAGGUUACCUUUCACUAUAUCGAGUGUAUACACUUCUAUUCACAGAACUCUGGAUCACAGUCGGGACAGCAAGUUGGUGAUGCCACUCAAUCCCAUUUGGCUAAUGCAUCAGUUAACACGAACCAGACAACCACAUUGAACCCUGUGGUUCCCUCUCAGAGCAGUGAUGGAAAUGGUCGCAAGAACGUUGAUGACAUGAUUCUUGACUAUCUAAAGCAACCUGCUUGCACUGCGAGACAACAGGGGAUACACAUUGAUGAAAUUGCCCAGCAACUGAAGAUUCCAAAGAACAAGCUAGAGGGUGUGAUUCAGUCACUGGAAGGCGAUGGUCUUAUAUACUCGACGAUCGAUGAGUAUCACUUCAAACACGUCGAGCUUUGAGUGCGGUUAGCUAGUAGAUAGAGUCAGUUGUAUCUUCUGGUGGUUUGAGAGAUGAAAUUUGCAUUUUCACGAUCUAGUAUCAUUCUGAAACUCACUCUAGCAAUUUGCUUGCUUCAACUGAUUGAUAUUGGAUUUUGAUUCUUGGUUUGUGAUUUGAGAGAUGUUCUUUGUUUAGUAUUUCAAUUUCAAUCAUAGUUCGUAGUAUACUUGAUGAUCUAUUUUGUGAUAUAUUAUGAGUUAAACUCAUCUCGAGUCGUUGUUUUUGAUCAGAAAUUAAGCUUGCAAUGAAAUUUAC
Messenger RNA from Thlaspi arvense, 1161 nucleotides. The record is from the annotation of a GenBank genome assembly. Lineage: Eukaryota; Viridiplantae; Streptophyta; Magnoliopsida; Brassicales; Brassicaceae.